Molecule: messenger RNA, 4659 nt
Organism: Bemisia tabaci
Lineage: Eukaryota; Metazoa; Arthropoda; Insecta; Hemiptera; Aleyrodidae
Gene: cold
Product: coiled
Source: RefSeq, a predicted model, not a curated record
AAACGCCAAACGAGUGUUUGUUUUAUUAUUGUUGCUGUUUUCAAAACGAAACGAUCCCGAAAAUUUGGGUGAUGAUGUGUAUAAGUUUCUCUGAAUUAGUGUCUGUUACAGCAUUCGUAAGGAUUUAGUCUUCAAUCCACUUUAUUCUCCCGUCUUUCAACGUGUCCAGUAAUUUUCAGAAUGGAUUUCCCGAGGCUUUGGCUGUGCCUUCUUGCUGCCAUGACUGUUCUCAUAGAAAUAUGCGAAAGUUUGGAAUGUUAUGUCUGCACCAAUCAAGAUAAAAAUGAAGGCAAAUGCUUGAAUACAAUUAAAACGUGUGAUCAAGAACAAGACAUGUGUCUUUCAGAAGUAUUCUGGUCAAUCCCUCCAUACUGGUCACAAGGUUCGGAAAAACAAUAUUACAUUUCCAAAAAGUGCGCAACAAGAGAUGAAUGCCGUAGGACCAACAGCAAGCUUAUGUCCUCAUGUACUUACAUAUGGUAUCAAGAUUGGAAAUGCUCCGAAUGUUGUGCCGGAGAUCGUUGUAACUAUUUCAUCACGCUGAGCGGAUCGGCAGUGCAACCCAGCAGUAUAGUUUUAGGAUUAUCGAUAGUCUGCGCCCUAGUUUAUAAUUUGUUCCACUGAUUGGAAGAACUAGCGCUUUCUCACGCCAGAUGAACAAAUUUUCCAUGAGAAUUUGCGAAAUUUGACUGCAUAGAAUCUCAAUUUUUAUUUUUGAUACCUACAUCUAAUUUAUUUUCAAUAUUGGGGAAAAGCUGCACAAACUUUUUUUCUCAUUUUAAGUUGGCAUUGCCCCCUCAAGCUUUCCCUUUUACUCGUCCAAAACUCAUCUAUUGAGCAAAUUUUAAUUUGCUUGAAUGUGUAUGUAAUUUAAAGUAUUGUUGUUAGUCUCCAGGGUGAUUCAAAAGUUCUGCAUCACCUCUAGAACACCCUAGUUUUGUUGCCCUUUUUCAAGGUGGUCCCUUAAAAAUUUCGGGGCUUCCAAAAGUCGUUUCCUUUAACCUAGGAACGCUCUUAAAAUUUUAAGUCAAUGUCUCGAUUUAUUCAAAAGUUGUAGGGGUGAUACCUAGCGCUGCAAUAUUUUUUGAUCACCCUGUAUGUUCCAUUGUUUUCGAAGCUUUUUGUACAUUUCGCACGGCUGAGGUAUGCAAAGAGAUGUAUAUUUUUUAUGUCCCACUGAGCCAUAAUUUCAGCAAGUUAGGAAAGAAACAGUUUCUACCAAACAGCAUACCAAUUUUACUGUUGGGAUUUUAGACGUCAAUUCAAAAUAAUUGGAGAAUGGCCAAAAUAAUGAAAACAUUAAGAAAAAUUUUAUCCAAAAAUUUCUGGAAGUGAAAUUGUCAUGAAUUCCUCUUUAUCAAGUUUUUCUCCAUCUAAAUAUCUAUUUUACUGGCCUGUCAAUACAAAGGUUUGGGAAUGUUAGCACUUCGGUAUGAAAAACAGAAAUUUCAGAAUUUUUUUUCUUUUUUAAAUUAAUAAUCAAGAUUGCUCCGGUUUUGUGGUUGGCAGCUAAUUGCUGAUUGCAAAAAAAAUCUUUUGAAGCUGCUGUACAGCGCAAGAAGUCUUAAGCAGGUCUCUUGCACUUAAAAUUAUUUUGACACGGUUAAACCUCAAUUUCUAGGCACCAAAUGUAAUACUUUGCACUUAUUACCUAUCUCAAGUCUUUUGAACCUACUACGGCUUCAAGUUAAUUAACAACAGAAAGACACCAGAAUAGCAAGCAACUCGUAGUGCUUCGUCAUAACAACUGUAAAAAUUUAUCAUGUUCUUUAUAAAAUGUCACAGAUGCUAUCAGUCAUCACCUCCUUGAAAAAAUUGUCCAUCAUACUAAAUCGAAUGUUGAAAAAAACACCGAUAAAACUUAUUUCAUUGCCACUUACCAUAAAGAGCAUAUAUCAAUUUUAAGCUCCUCCUCAAGAUAUGAUACUGAUAGCGUCCAUUCUGUCCCUGGGGAGUCUGAAGUGUUUAGAAUCAGGAAAAACUACCACCCAAAGAUUUCAAGAAAUCUUUUCUCUUUUUUGAUUUUUCUAUUCUAUUUUAAUUUUACUUGACCGCCAGAACAAGCUUUCAACACAAGCGGAAAAUCAUAACUUCGAGAGGGAAAGCUAAGAAUCUUGAGAUCCAUUGUAAAAUAUUCACUGAAACCAUUCACCAAAAUGACAUCGUCUGUUAUUUAUCCUGAAGUCCAAAGACACUUUGGCCUCCACUACUUGAUCUAAGAAAUAAUGCGUUCAUUGUUAGGUACAAAACCUAUCUCUAAUAUGCUCAUCAGCUGCAAAAAUGUUGUAAAAUAAGUAAUUUUAAGCUUUUCAUUUCUUGUAGUUGUUAGUCUUAAAACUGCCAAUUUAUCUCUAAAAUCACCUUCUCUUCUAUGGAGCCGCACAAUUCUAUGGUUCAAAGUUACCAUACAAUCUUUUACAUAUCUCCAGACCAGAUCUUAAUACUGAUUUUUGCUCCGCUUUUGACUUUUAAGGCUUAUUAACCAUUCAAGAGCUUAAGGUAAUUCUAAGUGAUAUGGGGAUGAAAACGGUCUUUGCGUUACACUGCUACAUCGUUGUGUCUUUGAGAAUUAGUAAUUAUUGUAUUGGAUAAAUUAAUGCACAGGGUAUCUACCAGUCCGGAAUUUUCGGAAAUAGUACUGAUUUUUUAAGGGUGGUCCGGAAGUACUGAUAAAUUGCGGAAAUUCUGCAAGAAGGUCUAGAAUUUUUUCCUUCAUACCACGCAUGUUGUUUUUAAUAAAGCCUAAAAAGUAUGUAAUCCCCUGUGCAUUGAUUCUUAGAGUAGUAUUUGCCUCCAAGAUUGCGGUUUGCAAUCAGAUAAUCUUCAAGUCACAAUGUUUUGUGGCCAUAUCAUAUUUAUCAAAAUUCAAGCUAGAAUUCCAAAUUUUCAAAAAAAAUUCGAAUUUCGUCAAAGAGAGGUACUGAAAAAGUACCAAAGUUUUCUGCUGAGUAGGUACUGAAUUUCUUGGGAAUGUACUGAAAAAGUACUGAUCAGCCUAUUUUUCUGGCCAACCUAUUUUAGUAGACACCCUUAUGCAGGAAAUUGAUCCAUAUCAUGUAGCAGCAUUAAUACUGAGAGUAGUAAUGACAUCAAAUUUGGGAGGGUUCAUUGAAAAUUUUUAUUAGAAACUACCAUAACAACGUUUUUUAUUAACUCCAUGUGUAAGAGAGAGAUAGCGCAUUAAUAUCUCUUUUUUAUGCAUUUAGUCAAUGAGAGACAUGCAUUAUGGCAGUUUCUAAUAUGAAUUUUCAAUGAGUCUUCUCUUUUAUGUCAUAACACUGUAUCAAUGGUGCCACAUAUUAUAAAGCAGUUUCUCGCAUUAAUUUGUCCUUUAUGGUAAUCAUUGCUUCUCAAUAACACCGAUUGUGUAGCAGCGCAACACAGUGGCAGAUCUUGUCCUCAGAUCCUUCAGCAUCACCUUACUACAUAAGUACAUACUGUAUUUUUUUUUAUCAAGUAUUAAUCUCAGUGAUGAAGGAGGCUUUGGCCUUUUGUUAUCAGUGCAGUUUUAAACCUGUAUUAUAGUGCAAUAUCCAUUUGUCUUUUUUUUAAAAAAAAAUUUUUUUAAGGCAAGCCACACUGCUGUUUCCCUUGACAACCAUUACAGGCUAAAUAGGUGUAUCAAAUAGUGAAUCGAAGAGAAUGAUAUUAAGAAGAAUACUUUUUGUGAAAUGGUAAAAAGUUACUGGGAGAAGAAAUGGGAGAAUUUUGUCGAAAUGAUAAGUUGUUGACGCCAUGACACCACCCAAAUGAGAACAUCAGAGCAAUUUAUUUUUUUUAAAAAAAAUUGAGAUUUUUUAGCUUGGUGUCGACAGAAUUGAAUCAUUGUUGUCAUUAAGUAUUUAUUAGCUGUGUAGAAAUAUUGCUUUAUGAUGUUUCUGAGAUGCACUGCAAAACAACCAUAAAUAUCCUUAUUAAAUAACCUUUCAUUUACUCCUUCAGUGGUCAUAUGACAUUGUUGGUUUAAAUCUAAAAUUUGAAGAUAUAUUCUUUUGGUUUGUCAUUUUUUAAAAAAAAUGAAAUAAAUGGCUCUCAUAUUUGUAUUAGUCUUUCCCUAAAAGACUUCAGCGCCAGAAAUAAAAUUAUAAGAAAAAUAGUAGAAACUCUAUUUAACUGACAAAUUAUAAAUUCUUUAUCAAUUAAUAAUGUGAUUCAUUAAUUAACUGGUUUAAUAUUUUGAAGCUCUGAUAUUUAGUCAAUUCAAGCAAGUUUUUUUUAUGUUUCUCUCAUAUUUUAAUUUCUGGCGCUUCAGUAUUUUUGAGAAUGACCGUUUCAAUUGGCUAACAGGCCGAACCUAAUCAAAAGUGAUGGUGAUAAUAGGUGAAUAUGCUACUCCUAUCAUAAUAAAUAUUUAACAUGUACAUAACUUGCCUAAUAAUGUGGUCCUGUUCUUGUAUUAUUUAGCAUCUGUUAUAGAUGUAAAUUUCUCAGCACAAGUGAUCAGAUCCGUCCUUUUUUAUGUUAAUCCAUAUAAGUAUUUACAACUUCUCUUUUUAGUGUAUUUUACCAAGAAAAUGCACUAUUUUUUUACUUCUUUUUAAUAUUAUUUUAAGAAUUUUGAUCUUAUAUAGACUUAUUUAUUUGUGUCUUAAUUCUUCGAUCUGUUAAGUCUUAAUCCGUCCACAAAGAUUGAAUAAAUGCAUAUCUCUCUCGUUCUUA